AUGGCGACGGGCCACCUCCGUGCCUUCCUGGUUUUCGUCCUCGUGCAGGUCUGCCUGUUCCUGAUGAUGGCCGCAUCGGCGAGGGUGCAGGCCAGGCCUAUAGGCGUGGCCGGUAUUCCCCAGUGCUGCCUCUACCACCCCGAGUGCUGCCAGCGCCUGACGGCGGAAGCCCGGCGCCCCGCCGCCGUUCUUUUCUGA
This is a messenger RNA of Triticum turgidum subsp. durum (durum wheat), 198 nucleotides long. The record is from the annotation of a GenBank genome assembly. Lineage: Eukaryota; Viridiplantae; Streptophyta; Magnoliopsida; Poales; Poaceae.